Molecule: messenger RNA, 794 nt
Organism: Camponotus floridanus (Florida carpenter ant)
Lineage: Eukaryota; Metazoa; Arthropoda; Insecta; Hymenoptera; Formicidae
Product: synaptobrevin homolog 2-like
Exons: 6
Coding region: 135-572 (145 amino acids)
Biological process (GO): Golgi ribbon formation; vesicle-mediated transport
Cellular component (GO): membrane
Source: RefSeq, a predicted model, not a curated record
AACAGGAUGGUUUCUGUCAAAAUGGCUGAGUAUUCGUGGAUGGUUAAAUUCUGAACGGUGAAAGAAUCAUUUAGUUGCGCGAAUCGAUCAUUUGCAGCCCGUGUAUAACGCGUGAAUCUAAUUUUCCUAAAGAUAUGUUGUCGUCUGGUAAACGCAGUUUAUCUAAAGAAGACAUUAAAACUGCGGAUAAAGAUGAAAAAGAGACAUUGUUGGAACAUGACAGCGAUUACGACGAGGAAAUGUUAUUUACUCGGCCGAGCACGUCGAAUAAGGAAGAAAAAGUCGACAAUAAAAUGGACAGCGUCAAGCUGCAAAUUCAAGAGGUGACAGAUAUAAUGCGAGAUAAUGUGCAAAAAGUAAUGGAUCGUGGCGACAGAUUGGAGGAUCUCCAGGAUGCAAGCGAUCGUUUAAACAUGGCCGGUAACGAAUUUAGGGAAGCCGCGAGGAGAGCACAACGAAAAGCGUGGCUACAAAAUGUGAAGUCGAGGAUCAUCAUUAUCAGCAUCACUGUCACUAUCGUGCUUUUCAUUGUUGUUUUGGACAUCAUGGUGCUUUACCUGGUUCUCAGAUAGCGAGUACGAUGUUUCGAGCCUCGAUCAUUCACUGUAAGUAUCCAUCGUCGUGAAAUAUGCGUGAACGUGAUGCUUGAUUGAGGGACCGCCAAUCUAUUGUCUACAUCAUUGUACAUAAAUAUUUUCUUCCCAUAAAUUAAUUAUAUAUGUAUUAUAUUUAAUAUAAUAGUUUGUAUAAAUAUAUCUUCUAUUAUUUUCGUGUAAAUCUCGUUAUUUUUAUAC